AUGGCGGCUUUGAGACGCAAUCCUCCCUUCCGAGCUGAGCAGGUGGGCUCUUUGCUGAGACCUGAGAAGCUACUCAAGGCAAGAGCAGAUAGCAAGGAGGGCAAGAUCAGUCAGCAGGAACUGCUGCAGAUUGAAAAUGCAUCGGUGAAAGAGGUUGUCGAGCUGCAGAUCGAGCUGGGAUUUCACAGCAUCACAGAUGGCGAGUACAGAAGAAGCAGCUUCACAUCGAUACCUGACCCAGAGGUCGACGUUUACCGCACGUACAUGCCAAACAUCGCUGCAUUCACAGACGUUGGACAGAGGCCACCAGAGAGCGUUUUCUGCACGGGCAAGAUCAAGCACACAGGCAGCACAUACACAGAUCAAUGGAACUAUCUGAAGAACAUCGUACCAUCAGACAAGGCCAGAGGCUGCAAGCUCACCCUGCCUGCACCGGAGUUGUACCAUUUCCGAUACAGAGAAGGCAAGUCUUACCCCCCAGGUGUCUACAAGAACGAUUCGGAAUUCUUCGCGGACAUCGCCGCCGCCUACCAAGCCGAGCUCCAGAUCCUGUACGACCAUGGCCUCCGCAAUGCCCAGAUUGACGACCCAAACUUAGCCUACUUCUGUGACGAGAAAAUGCUUACCGGCUGGGCCGCCGACCCCGCCAACACUUCCACCAGCGACGAAAUGCUCACCUCAUACAUCGACCUCUACAAUGCUUGCAUCUCCAAACGGCCCGGAGACAUGCAUGUAGGCGUCCACCUCUGCCGAGGCAACUUCGCCAACAGCAAGCAUUUCUCCGAAGGCGGCUACGAACGGGUCGCGAAACGCAUCUUCGACAGCUUAGACGUGGAUACCUACUACCUCGAAUACGACACCCCGAGAGCUGGCGGCUUUGAGCCUCUGAGGCAUCUGCCGAAGAAUAAGAAUGUAGUGCUCGGGGUUGUAACGUCGAAGUUUCCACAAUUAGAGGAUCUGGACAUGCUGAAGGGCCGGGUGCUGGAGGCCGCGGAAAUUGUAGCUGAGGGCAAUAUGGAGAGUAGGGAGGAAGCGUUGGGUAGAAUGGGAGUGAGUCCGCAGUGUGGGUUUGCAAGCGCGGCGGAGGGGAAUGCCUUGGGUAGGGACGACAUGGUCAAGAAGUUGGAAUUAGUUCGGAAGUUGGCGGAGGAGGUGUGGCCGGGGGAGGCUUGA
This is a messenger RNA of Bacidia gigantensis, 1173 nucleotides long. RefSeq lists its product as uncharacterized. Gene Ontology annotation, molecular function: 5-methyltetrahydropteroyltriglutamate-homocysteine S-methyltransferase activity; zinc ion binding. The coding region runs from base 1 to 1173 and encodes 390 amino acids. NCBI's taxonomy places the organism in Eukaryota, Fungi, Ascomycota, Lecanoromycetes, Lecanorales, Ramalinaceae. The transcript is spliced from 3 exons. The record is from RefSeq and is a predicted model, not a curated record.